UAUAAGUUCAGAAUUUGAAGCUCCUUGAAGAAAGUUCGGAACCGAAAAUUCGGAAGGAAUUUGCCGAAACACGUCUCAACGCACGCCAACUGUUCGACAAAAGUCCUCUGUGACGACGAGCACAUGCAGAGGAGGCGAAUCGCUGCGUAUCUCCACCUAGAAAAAUUGUGCACCCGUCUGAUCCAUCUCCGCUUCUUCUGCGAUCCUCCAUAUGCCGACGUACCCAAGCCCGGGCGGGACAAAUCGGAGAGGAAGCCGUAUGUUACUCCCGUAACAGAGUUGAUUCGCCGGGCUAGGAAAGAGCGAGAAGCCAGAAAGGCACAUCCCGUGAGAAUGCUCGAGGACCCACCUCACAACGGCUUGUUAGUCCCUGAACUCGUUCACGUCGCUCACCGGGUUUAUCUAGCUCGAGAGUCCCUCCUCUCUGGCCUUGCCAAGCUUCUCGCCUCCAUUCCCCUUCUCAGCUGCAAGUUCUGCCCCGAGGUUCACGUCGGCCGUGUUGGUCACGGGAUACGGACCUGCAAUGGCCCGAAAAGUAGCAUGCGAAGCGCUACGCACGUAUGGAGGAAGGGAGGAGUCCACAAUGUGGUCUUCUUCCCCAAGUGUUUCCAUCUGCAUGACCGCGUUGGUAAUGCCAGAGUUACUCACAAGGAGAAGCAUCACGUUCCACGGAUCCCCGCCAUUUUGGAGCUCUGCAUCCAGGCUGGAGUCGACCUUGAUAAGUAUCCCACUAAGAGAAGGACCAAGCCUGUUUAUUCUGUGGAAGGCAGGAUUGUUGAUUUCGAGGAAGGAAUGAUGGAAGGUGAUGAUGAGCAAAUGAUGACGACGGAGAAAAGAACCACUGUUGUUCGUUCUGAUUGUUGUUCUGUGCACGAUUUAGACUUGAAGCAAACAAGCACUGCGACGGUGGAAUCAUGGUUCCAGAUGUUAGCGGGAGUAAAAGAGUUGAUGGGUAAGUACAGUGCGUGGACGUGUGGUUUUUGCCCUGAGGUUCAGGUUGGUCCAAAGGGACACAAGGUGAGGAAUUGCAAGGCGACAAAGCACCAGGCUCGUGAUGGGCAGCAUGCAUGGCAGGAAGCAAGGAUCGAGGAUUUGAUUGGUCCCAAUUAUGUAUGGCAUGUGGGUAACUUGGAUGGGCCGCCAUUGGAGAAUAGCUUGAAGAGGUAUUAUGGGAAGGCUCCUGCGGUAGUGGAACUGUGUGUACAUGGUGGUGCGGCUAUUCCGGAUGAGUAUCAGAGUAUGAUGAGGGUGGAUGUGGUUCCUCCUGGCCGGGAUGAAGUUGAUAUUGUUGCUUGAUCUUGAUUGAUGUGUUUUAGAAUUUGGAAUUGGAAAUGAAAUUUAGCGAAAAAUGUGUUUGGAAAUUUGUAGUGAAUAAGGUUGUCAACCCGUGGGUCGAUCCACUGGUUGGUCAUUUUGAUCUUAACUUGGUGAGAAAAAUGGGACAUACACACCCAUCGAGUCGACUCGCAGCAAGGUUAUCGGGUUAGAGGUCACAUGGUGUCGUCUUUCCUUUGGUUUGUCAAAAUGCUUCUGUUUUUUUAGUUUUCCUUUUCGCCUAACCUUAUUUUUGUUUUGAAAUUCUAAGUUGAUCUUUUGAAUAUAUAUGUUAUAUAAGUGUGUGCAUAUAUAUGUUAUAUAAAGUGUGUGCUAAUUCAGUAAAUGUUGAAUCCAAGUAUGGCAUUUUAUU
Molecule: messenger RNA, 1687 nt
Organism: Linum tenue
Lineage: Eukaryota; Viridiplantae; Streptophyta; Magnoliopsida; Malpighiales; Linaceae
Source: the annotation of a GenBank genome assembly